AUGGCUCCCCUCCCAAGCCUUGUCAACGUCAACACACUGUCUCCUCGGGUCAAUAAAUACGAGGUUGACUACCAGAAAGAAAUCGCCCUCGCCAAACUACUUUUCGGGCUCAUCAUAGCAGCCUUCACCAUCUUCUUGGGCUUCACAAUCUAUCAGAAGAUGAAGUCCAAGUAUAAGGAAGAAUGGAAGCCCAAGCUUAAGCCUAAGCUUCGGGACUGCAAGGAGAAAUAUGAGGGCUGGAAGGAGAAGAUGAAGACCUGGCAUGGCCCCAAAGAACCAAAGACGCCGAAGCCUGCUCACGUGGCCGAUCGCCCUGCUUCUAAGGCUCCGGAGGUCAACCAGAUCACAAGUGAUCUGACCCCGGAUUACCUGAAGAUGUCGACGGCGGUUAUCGUCUAG
Penicillium crustosum is the source of this 399-nucleotide messenger RNA. RefSeq lists its product as uncharacterized. Lineage: Eukaryota; Fungi; Ascomycota; Eurotiomycetes; Eurotiales; Aspergillaceae. The record is from RefSeq and is a predicted model, not a curated record. The coding region runs from base 1 to 399 and encodes 132 amino acids. The transcript has 3 exons.